CGAGCGGGGCCGAACCGAGCCGAGCGGGACCGAACCGUGCCGGCCGGGCCGGUGCUGCAGGCUCUGCAUCCCCGCGGAUGCAUAACCCCGUUUUCCACGGUAUGUCAGUGUCUCUUAAGCAGCCAAGACUCCUCAGCUCCGUGGGAUGAGGUUUGUAAAAAGGAUCCUGGUUGAUGGCCUCGAUCUGCAGCUCCGUGAGGUGAUUUCCACUAACCUUGGCACCAGAGGGGAAAGCUCGGGGAAGCAGCCUGUCCUUCUGGCCAAGCUACCCAGGCCCUCAUCACUUCUCUAGCAUCAGCAAAGGCACUGGAUUUGCCAAGCCUCAACUUGUCAUUGCCACCUGAGCCCUGGAAGAGCUUAGAGGAGAUCCUCAGGGUCCCUGGUUCUGCCUGGAUCGGUGGUGGUGGGUGAAAGGUGGAGCAGCAGCACGGAGGAGGAGGUGAGCCUGGCAGGGCUGCCUGCAGCUUUGGACAGCACACUCAUGGUCCCCAGGAGUGGCCUCCAGCAUGCAGCUGGCACCUCCUACAGAUACAAACUGCAGUGCCUCUGGACCCAGGUGAGGCAGAUCGCCAGGGAGAGGGACAAGGCGAGGCUCAGUUUGGAGAAGGCAGAGAGACAGUGCCUGCAGCUGGGCAGGGAGCUGGAUGAGCAGUACAUCACCCUUGAGCACACCCAGAGCAAGCUCAGGAAUUUUCAGGCAGAAAUAGAGGCAAAAGAGCUGCUUUUGCAGCAAGCAGUGAGUCACCAGGCGAAGCUGGAGGCUGAUACACGGCUCCUCCAGGGCAAAGAGGCCAACCUGCAAGGGAGAUUGAACCAUGUGAUGAACGAGAACACACAGCUACAAAACAAGGUCACAGAGAUGGCUGAGAAACUGGCAGCCUCUGAAGAACUGGUGUUGGAGCUGCAAAAAGAACUCAACCACAUUGUGAAGGAUAAGCUGGAGCAGGGGGAGCCUCACAGCCCAGAGUUCCUGAAGCAGAGCGAGCGUUUUGCGGAGAUUGUGCUGGAGUACGAGCGGCAGUGCCAGGUGCUGUAUGACCAGAAUGGAGUGCUGAGAAGGGAGCUGCAAAGGCUGCGCCUCCAGCUGCAGGAGAGCAGGGCUGAGGGAGGGCUGCCAGCAGCAGAAAUGUCACUCCCAGUGGAGCAGCUCCAAGAACAGCUGCAGGACCUGAAGGUGCAGCUGGAAGCCGAGAGUGAGAAAGGCAAGGAGGAGCUCUCUCACCCCAAUGUCAAGAGGCAUCAGCUGGGCUGUGACCCCCCUGAGCACAAGGCUGGUCACAGUGAUGGCCCUGGCACUGCCCAACUGCAGAGCCAGAGGCUUCUGGAGGCUGAGUGGCUUCGAGGAGCAGAGAUUGCUGCAAGGCUGGAGCACCACCAGAGGCAUGCAGCAUGUUGGAUGGAGAUGGAGCUGCUCCAACAGCAGCUCCAGGCCUCACAGGAAAAGCUUUUGGAAGCCAAAGCAAGCCUGAGCCUGGCCCAGGCCCAGCACGCUCUGCAGUUGCAGCAGGCCAAGGCCCAGAUAAACAACAUGGUGCCGAAGAAGCAGUUUGAGCAGCUGCAAAACACCUUGAGAGAGGAACAGUGCAAGACUCAGCAGCUCCAGGAAAGCCUCCAGCAGCAGGCUGAGCAAACAUGCAGGCAGCUGGUCAGGACCCAGGAGGAACACGAGCAGCUGCUGCAGGCAGCUGUGGAGCAGGCAGAGGGGCUGGAACAGAGUCUGAGGAAUGCUGAAGCUGUGCUGGCAGAGAGGGCAGCUCAGCUCAGAGAUGCCCAGGCCCAAAUCUCCAGGAACAAACUAUUGAUUGAAGAGCUCCGUGGAGAGAACAGGAGGUUUGCAAUGGCCCUGCAGGCUGCUGAGCUGAAGCAGAAGAGCAUGGAGGAGAAGAACCAGCUGUUGGAGGAACAAGCCUCAGCACUGAAGCAGCUUAUUGGAAAAAUCACACCAGCAUCUCUGACCCAUAGGCCCUGCCAGACCAGUGCUCUGGGAUAAAAGAUUCUUCAGAGGAACAGAGGCACAGACCAAGCACACUGGGAAAAACCCAGGCCCAUGACCCAGACUCCAAUGAUCAU
This is a messenger RNA of Poecile atricapillus (Black-capped chickadee), 2070 nucleotides long. RefSeq names its product ninein-like protein. Gene Ontology annotation, cellular component: centrosome. NCBI's taxonomy places the organism in Eukaryota, Metazoa, Chordata, Aves, Passeriformes, Paridae. Gene Ontology annotation, biological process: microtubule anchoring at centrosome. The transcript is spliced from 14 exons. The coding region runs from base 482 to 1990 and encodes 502 amino acids. The record is from RefSeq and is a predicted model, not a curated record.